GGGGAGCGAGAGCUCCGACCCGCCCAGACGGCCCUUGACAAUAACUCGUCGGAACGGAACUAAUGGGUUCAAUGGAUGCCACGGCGAUUCGGAGGGCCUACGAAAGCUCGGCUGGCGCGGCCAAGGUUACGGGGGGCGGCAUGCCGCCGCCCCCAACGCCUCCCAGGUCGAGACCGGCUCCGCUCCGUAGGGUCGGUCCGGUCGCAGGCAGAUGAGGCUCGCCGCCAUGCCGGCGGCAGAACUUCAGGAAACGGGCCGGAUACCUCCGAACGCGCACCACUCGAUGCCCGAGGAUGGGUGCCGUCCGUGUUCCGGGCUCGACCCGCCAAUGAUAAAGAAAGUAGGCGCGCCAUGCCGGCGACGCCCGGAAAGAAAGAUCGGCUGACCCGGCCGUGCGCGUUCACGAUGGAGCCCCCCGGCUGUGCGCGUUCACGAUGGAGCCCCCGCCGAAACGCCGCGCCGUCACCACGGGGUAGAGGGGCGAAAGGUAAAAGUCGGGCGAAGGCCAGGCGGCGGCGCGACGCGGCA
Messenger RNA from Pelagomonas calceolata, 528 nucleotides. The record is from the annotation of a GenBank genome assembly. Lineage: Eukaryota; Pelagophyceae; Pelagomonadales; Pelagomonadaceae.